Molecule: messenger RNA, 2431 nt
Organism: Daucus carota subsp. sativus
Lineage: Eukaryota; Viridiplantae; Streptophyta; Magnoliopsida; Apiales; Apiaceae
Product: K(+) efflux antiporter 5
Exons: 20
Coding region: 291-2018 (575 amino acids)
Biological process (GO): proton transmembrane transport; potassium ion transmembrane transport
Cellular component (GO): membrane
Molecular function (GO): potassium:proton antiporter activity
Source: RefSeq, a predicted model, not a curated record
AAGUUAUGAAUGCUCUGGAGCUCCCAACGUUUAUCUAAUGUAUGUACACAGGAGCUGCAUUAAUUUAUGUAACCUUUAUAAAUAUUUAAUUAAUCUAUUAAUAAUAAUCACUACAAAUCCCGCCUGAACAAUUUGACAAAGCUAACAAACCUUUCCCUCUCCUUUCGAUCUACGCAACGCUUUUCGUGACAGCAGAAAAUAGAUUCACAUACACGCAUACACAUCCUGCGAUUUGAUUUGAUUUGAUUCAAUUGCGAAAAUAUCGCGUUUGAUAGCUCUGGAAUUGCGCAAUGGCGAGAGUUUGCGCUGAACGAGAGAGCUGUAGGCUGUGGAUUUGCUCUGUUAUGAUGAUCGUUCUGUGUGCACAAACCUCGGUGUGUAUUAGAUCUGAGAAAGAGAUUCGAGAGAGAUUUUAUGGUAAUUUGGUGAAUUCGUCUGCACCUGACAGUGGUGACGCUAGUAUAGCUAAAAUGUUCGAUCGUGUUCUUGAAAAAGAAUUUUCCGAGAACGAUCAGCCUGAAGGCAAGGACAAAAGCAGUUUCAACAGCAGCGUUGCCGACAAAGAAGCUGUACUGGAGACUGUCGCCAAAAUUACCCAUGAAAAGGUGAAGAAGAAUGAUACUCAAGAGAAAAAUGGUACUAAAGCAUUCUUUCAAGAUGUUUUUUCUGGGGAAAAGGAAAAUUCUGAUGACAUGGAUACCAUUAUCGACAGCAAGGACAAUACUUUUGUGAUGUCAAAUAAAAAGUCAAAGUAUCCUGUACUUCAAGUUGAUCUAAGGCUGAUUUCAGACUUGGUGGUGGUUAUAGUUUCUGCUGCCAUUGGUGGAAUCAUCUUCUCCUGUUUAGGGCAGCCGGUUAUUGUUGGAUAUCUUUUGGCAGGUUCACUUAUUGGACCUGGUGGUUUGAAGUUCAUCAGCGAAAUGGUACAGGUUGAGACAGUUGCUCAAUUUGGUGUUGUCUUUCUUUUGUUUGCCUUGGGACUGGAGUUCUCAUUGAUAAAGCUAAAGGCCGUGGGUACUGUUGCGGUUCUUGGAGGGUUGCUUCAGAUAGUUAUAUUUAUGUUCUUGUGUGGCAUAACUGCCUUGUUGUGUGGAGCAAAACUAUCAGAAGGUGUGUUUGUUGGGUGCUUCCUUUCAAUGUCAUCAACAGCAGUGGUGCUGAAGUUUCUAGUUGAAAAGAAUAGCAAUAAUGCUAUUCAUGGUCAAGUGACAAUUGGAACUCUUAUCUUUCAGGAUUGUGCCGUUGGUUUACUUUUUGCACUGCUCCCAGUUCUGGGUGGAAACAGUGGCAUUUUGCAGGGAAUUGCUUCGAUGGGGAAAGUGCUGCUGACCUUGUCCAUAUAUCUAUUUGCCGCAUCUGUAUUAACUUGGUCAUUUGUUCCCCGCUUUCUGAAGCUAAUGAUACAGCUAUCAUCUCAGACAAAUGAGCUGUACCAGCUGGCAAUGGUGGCAUUUUGCUUAUUAUCUGCUACGUGCAGUGAUAAGCUGGGGUUAAGUCUUGAAUUGGGUUCAUUUGUGGCUGGAGUAAUGAUAUCGACCACUGAAUUUGCACAACAUACUUUAGAUCAGGUGGAGCCAAUUCGAAACUUAUUUGCUGCUCUCUUCCUUUCUAGUAUUGGAAUGCUCAUACAUGUGCAGUUCUUGUGGACUCAUGUGGAUAUAUUGCUAGCAUCCGUAAUUUUGGUUAUAAUUGUGAAGACUACUGUUGCUGCUAUGAUCACAAAGGCCUUUAGAUAUGGCACCAGGACUUCCUUUCUUGUUGGGGUGAUGCUUGCUCAAAUUGGAGAAUUCGCUUUUGUUCUUUUGAGUCGUGCCUCAAAUCUCGGAAUUAUCGAGGGGAAAAUGUACCUCCUUCUACUUGGAACAACAGCCCUUAGUCUGGUAACAACUCCUGUAGUGUUUAAAUUGGUCCCAGCUAUGGUGCAUUUGGGGGUUCUCAUGCACUGGUUUCCCCCAGAAAGUAGCGGAGAGACUGAGGAAAAAGUUUUAAUAAUUGAAGCACAUAACAGAUUGUUGUGACAAUUGUAUAUCAAAUUAUACAAAUGAUAAUGUUGAUUGAUGAGGUUGUCGGAUUUCACACCUACAGCUCCAUUUUGAAAGCAGACUGCGGAGUAUCAUUUUACUCAAACAGCAACAUCCAGACACAUAUGACAUGACAUACCUCUAAAGCUUGGCUCGGUUCAGAUUGUGUACAGAUCUAUCCAUUGUCCUUGUGAUAGUUGUAAAUAGGCAUCAUCACUCUCACAUACUAUAUUGUGUAGGGAUAGUUUUUGAAAUUAAAAAAUAGUAUCAAAAUUCAAAGCCAAAUGUCAAUAGUAUGUUUUCUUUAUAAAGAGGAUGGCCAUUCAUUGGGAGUGUAUUUUCUAGUUGACAAUGUAUUGUAGAUUUUUAGAAGUUUUGAGAUAUACAGAAUGCAUUUCAGUUUUUUUCGA